Messenger RNA from Seminavis robusta, 2439 nucleotides. Lineage: Eukaryota; Bacillariophyta; Bacillariophyceae; Naviculales; Naviculaceae. The record is from the annotation of a GenBank genome assembly.
AAGCUAAAGCCCUCCUUUGUCUUGCUGUGACCUUCCCAACACUCGAUCUCCACUCUCCCGCCUUCUCGAGCUGACAGCAAAACCCUCAUCCGAUCACCCACACGGGCCCUGAAUUGAGGGACAAGCAUUCUUCCCUGCUUUGACAACCAUGACGAGUCGCUUGCAGGUCCACCUGAGCGCCAAGAACCUUAAGAAUCUAGGUGGCCUCCUAUCUGGAGUGUCGAAUCCCUUUGCGGUUAUAACAGUGAGAGGAGACAGUCCGAACAAUCCACCUCAUGUGCUCGGACAAACUGAUGUCGUCUUUGCAAGUCUCAACCCUUCAUGGUCCAAGAGUAUCUUCCUGGACGGAUACAAAUUCGGUGUGCCCUACUACAUAGAAGUCGGAGUCUUUGACUUUGAUGUGUCUCAAACCGGAAAGUCCGCGCGGCAACUAGCCCAGAUGGAUGCACACUCGCAACAGGCCAUCACGGGCGACGCAUCCAAUCGGAACCUUCUGCGCAAUGGCAAAUUUCCACACAAGAUCAUGGGUACCGCCUUGUUUGAAGUAGGUGAAGUGAUAGGUGGACGAGGGAAUAUGCGGUCCAAGUCACUGCAAACAGGAGGCGCCGUUUAUGUCCAUAUUGAACGAUGUUCAGCGGAAGGAGAAAAAGGAAGACUACGCUUUCAGCUCAGAGGAAGGAAACUUCACAACGUACAAUCGAUAGGCAAGAAAAGUAGCCCCUUCUUCGAAUUGUAUCGAAAAGUGGAGCGUCCCACUGGAGCCACAUGGAUGAGCGUUUAUCGUUCAAAUGUCGUGAAAAGUAGCUUGAAUCCUACAUGGAACCAAGUCACCUUGGAUCUGGAGGCGACUUGCAAUGGCGAUUUGGAUAGAGCUAUGAAAGUUAUGGUGUGGGAUCACAGGAGAGGUGGUAAGCACAAGACUAUGGGAGAGUUUGAGACUACGAUGCGAGGCUUCCUAGAAGCAAAGGAGGCCGGCGACAACUUUGAAUUCUCAGUGAUGAAAGUCGACAAAGACAUGGGGAAUGUUUUGGUACUGUUCGCAGAGCUUUUCCAAGCAGACGCAGAAAAUGGUAGUGUGGCAGUUACUGAAGCCGACCCAGCUAGUGCGCUACCUCCUCCAGAGCCAGAAAAAUCUCCAAAGCAAGCGAAACCAGAAUUCGUAGAUUACCUGUCAGGUGGUUGCCAGAUCAGUCUCGCGGUUGCAAUCGACUUCACAGCGUCAAAUGGAGAUCCAAGACAAGAAGGUACACCACAUUACUUCCACCCACCAGAGUCCAAAGAAUGGAACGACUACGAAAAAGCUAUAUUUGCUGUCGGGUCUAUAUUGGCAAAGUACGAUUCGGACCAGAAAUUUCCAGUAUGGGGAUUUGGUGCAAAAUACAACAACAUUGUACGGCAUUGUUUCCAGUGUGGCAGCGAAGUGGAAGUAGAAGGAGUGCAAGGAAUCAUGGACGCAUACAGAGGGGUCUUCCGAACACCUCUGACGAUGAGUUACCCGACUAAGUUCACAGAAGUCAUACAAACUGCUGCUUCGUACGCUAGGCAUGAGCAGGAGGUAUCCCAAGAGGAGAACAAAUUAUCGUACACAAUACUGCUCAUCCUGACUGCCGGCAACAUCGAAAAUGUGAAAGAAACGAAACAACAGCUGAUUGAGGCGAGCUCAGAUCCACUAUCGGUUGUCAUUGUUGGAAUUGGGGAGGCUGAUUUCAAAGGAAUGGCUUUCUUGGACGAACACGAUGCGGCGGUGGAGGAAGGCCGAGACAUCACCAAAUUCGUGAGAUUCAACGACUACAAAAGCUUCAACGCGCUUACGGAAGCAGUGCUAGAUGAAAUCCCUGAUCAGCUUGUGGACUUUUUCUUUGAACGAGGACUCUUACCGGGUCAGGUUGAAGGUUUGGACCAGAAUGAUGUUGAGGUACAAGACGCAGACGACGACGACAGAACGUUCACUUUCUUGGGCUAGGAUCGGCUUCAUCUUGAGUUGACCCCUCCAACAACAUGCAUCAUCGUACAGGCGUGGGAGUUGCAUUCGACCUACCCUCGAUGCCUCGCGCUUGCAAGAUCCGUCGGGAACAGUAUUAUCAAGGGAAGCCGCUCAUAACUGCUCGCUCUUCUUAAGCUUGCGGUAUCCCUUCAGUUGAUCUUGCUGUCGGUCUCUGCGACCUUGGUGAAUCCUAAAUUCGCUUUGGCACGAGGCCACCCAACCAGAACAAUCAGACGAAUGCGAGAGUUCGAGGUUGAAACCUUUUGUUAUGUCUCCAGUGUUGUUGUGUAAAGUACACCAGCAACAUGGGCCAUGUUGUACUCAUAAAAGUUGUAGAACAGAGAAAUCUCUUAGCGUUAAUGGCCGCCCUGGGUGGUUUGCUAAUCAUUCUGUUUCCAGUGCCAGGAGCUGUCUACGCGUUGGACAAUGAUGCGAGUGAGAGCUGCCACAGUGGA